UGUAACGUUAUUAGGGAGAGCCCAAAAUAUGUUCCCUGAAGUGUUCUUCAUGUCACUCGCAUUCUUCCUCUAUCGCCUCGUCCUAGGGAAGCUCAGGACCGCGAGAGUCCUCCACCGGAGCGGAAGUAACGUCGUCGCUCAUGCGAAUUUUUCUAAGUACCAGAGAUCACACUCUCUUGCUCGCAGGCAAGGCCUACACGACCAAACCAUCGUGUUCGAUGUCGAAGGGGCUUUGCUAAGGUCCUGCUCUUUGUUCCCUUACUUCAUGCUCGUGGCCUUCGAAGCAGGGGGCCUCAUGAGGGCGCUCUUGCUUCUUAUGACAUACCCAUUUUUAGGGUUUUCUGGUGCUGAGCUAGGAUUGGAGGUAAUGGUCCUGGUUUGCUUCUUUGGGUUAAAAAAAGAAAGUUUUAGGGUGGGGAGUGCUGUUUUGCCAAAGUUCUUGCUUAAGGAUGUGGGUUUGGAAGGGUUUGAGAUGGUGAAGAAGAGCGGAGGGAAGAGAGUGGGAGUGAGUGGGCUUCCACAAGUGAUGGUUGAGAGCUUCUUGAGGGAUUAUAUGGAGGUUGACAUGGUGGUUGGGAGGGAGCUUAAGGUGGUGUGUGGGUAUUAUGUGGGGCUUAUGGAGAGGAAGAGGCGGAGUGUGGUUGAUGAGUUGGAGGAGAUGCUUGGGAAGGAGACAUCUUCACAAUGUGGUCUCAUUGGCAUUAGCAGCUACAAGAAGUCCCUCCAACAUGAUCCUUUGUUCUCAAGAUGCAAGGAACUAUACCUAGUGAGCAAAUCAGACAAGAGAAGCUGGCAUCACCUCCCAAGAGAAAACUACCCAAAGCCACUCAUCUUCCAUGAUGGAAGAUUAGCCCUAAAACCCACCCCAAUCUCAGCCCUAGCCAUCUUCAUGUGGCUCCCGUUUGGCCUCUGCCUUUCCCUCUUGAGAGCCAUCAUUGGCAUAUUCCUACCGUUCACUCUCUCCAUCGCGCUCCUAGCCUUCUCUGGUCUCCACUUCACUGUAUCACUCCCCACAACCCUAGACAACACCAACACCAACAACAACAACAUUGACAACUAUCAAACUAAACCUAAAAGGACCAAAGGCCUUCUCUAUGUUUGCAACCACAGGACACUCCUAGACCCUCUCUGCCUCUCAUUCACCCUCAAGAGGAAUUUCACCGCCGUCACCUACAGCCUCAGCCGGGUGUCGGAGAUCUUGUCCCCGAUCAAGACGGUGCGCUUGACACGGAACCGGGACAAAGACGCGGCAACGAUGGGGGAGCUUCUUCAACGAGGUGACCUGGUCAUUUGCCCCGAGGGGACAACGUGCCGAGAGCCCUAUCUGCUCCGGUUCAGCCCAUUGUUCUCGGAGAUGAGUGACCAGGUAGUCCCUGUGGCACUCGACGUGCACGUCGGCAUGUUCCACGGCACGACCGCAGGCGGGCUCAAGUGCUUCGAUCCGCUCUUCUUUUUCUUGAACCCAAACCCGAGUUACAGCCUACGGUUGCUUGAGAAGGUGGUGGUUUCUUCUGGGGUUUGGAAUAAUUGUGAUAGUAAUGAAUGUCAUGAGAGUGAGAAGACGACAAGGUUUGAUAAGGCAAAUUAUGUGCAGGAGGUGAUUGGUAAGGCUUUGGGGUUUGAGUGCACAAGGCUCACAAGGAAGGAUAAGUACUUGAUCUUGGCCGGUAAUGAAGGGAUUGCUAGCAAUAGAAAUUGAUAAAAAGAAAAGGCAAAAAAAAAGAAGAAAUUAUAGAUUUUAACGUGUGACCAUUUUAAUGACCCCAUUAUUAUAAGCUUUUCUUCGUUUUUGGUGAUCUGUAAUGUUGGAUUGAUAAUACUUCCAGAUGGGUACUUGGUUAGGUGUUUGCAUAUGACAAAGGAAAAAAAGAUUAGGGUUUUAUGGGAUGUUUUGCCCUUUACAGUAUGAUUUUAUUUUUUUUUCCUUUUGCUUUCUAUUGGAAUUUUC
Syzygium oleosum is the source of this 1948-nucleotide messenger RNA. RefSeq names its product probable glycerol-3-phosphate acyltransferase 3. The transcript is spliced from 2 exons. The record is from RefSeq and is a predicted model, not a curated record. Gene Ontology annotation, cellular component: membrane. Gene Ontology annotation, molecular function: glycerol-3-phosphate 2-O-acyltransferase activity; phosphatase activity. Lineage: Eukaryota; Viridiplantae; Streptophyta; Magnoliopsida; Myrtales; Myrtaceae. Gene Ontology annotation, biological process: cutin biosynthetic process. Bases 29 to 1699 code for a protein of 556 amino acids.